This is a messenger RNA of Vanrija pseudolonga, 1641 nucleotides long. RefSeq names its product Formyl-CoA:oxalate CoA-transferase. Gene Ontology annotation, molecular function: catalytic activity. The record is from RefSeq and is a predicted model, not a curated record. The coding region runs from base 1 to 1641 and encodes 546 amino acids. NCBI's taxonomy places the organism in Eukaryota, Fungi, Basidiomycota, Tremellomycetes, Trichosporonales, Trichosporonaceae. The transcript has 2 exons.
AUGACCUCACCGAACAGUGUCGUCGCCGGUGCCCGGGGAGUCAUGGAAGGUCUGCUCUCCGACCCACGCCUGCACAUCCCGGACGAGAUCGCGGCGCGCGCCCAACGCGACGUCACGUUCGUGGGUAACCCCGAUCCCUUCCUCCCUGUUCCCUUUCGCAUUGCCGAAGCGCUCGCUGGGCUCAAGGGCGUCGAGGCGGCGUUCGCAGGCGCCAUAGCCGAGCAGCGCGGUCUCUCCCCCGGCAAGGCGGCGAUCGACGUCGAGCAGUCGGCCCUGUUCAUGUUCUCGACGUUCCUCGCCCGCAUCAAUGGCAAGGUGCCCAACGAUCCGAGCCUCACGCACGGCGGUAGACCAGUCAAAGAUACCGAUAUCCACCACAGCUUCAAGAACCGUUACCGCCAGCUCGCGACAAACUGUUACCGCACCAAGGACGGCAGGUACUACUACACCCAUGGCAGCCUGGACGCGCGUGCGACGAUGCGGAUCCUCGGGAUGGACCCGGACCGCACUGAUCUCGUCGAGACGAAGGAUAUCCUCCAGGCGUAUGGCGAAGCCGUGGGCAAGUUCACUGCUGCCGAGCUCGACGAGAAGAUCCAGGCAGCUGGACUUCCCGGCGCCAUCUGCCUUUCGGUUGACGAGUUCCUCGCAUCGGAGCAAGGAAAGGCAAUCGCCGACGCGCCAGUGUAUGAGCUCACCUCGGCACCGGGGCCGAAGGUAUCCUGGCCGGCGAUAGCACCCAACACCAAACCCCAAGCCCUGACAGGUAUCAAGGUCCUCGACCUAACGAGGGUCAUUGCUGGACCUGCCAUCGGCCGCGGGCUCGCAGAUCACGGUGCCACGGUGCUCCGGGUCACGUCUCCCAACCUGCCCGACCUGCAGGGCAUCGUGCCAGACCUGCACGCAGGCAAGUACUCGGCGUACAUCGACCUCGAUGCCGCCGAAGGGCGGGAGACCCUCGCCAGCCUUGUGCGCGACGCCGAUGUCCUGAUUGACGGGUAUCGGCCUGGCGCGCUCGAGCGGCGGGGAUUCGGGCGGGAUGCAGUGCGCAAACUCAACCCUUCGCUGGUGUACGUCCGCGAGAACUGCUACGGGUGGCGCGGGCCUUGGGCCGGCCGCGCCGGCUGGCAACAGAUUGCCGACGCGGUAUCUGGCGUCUCGGCGCGGUACGCCGACAAGCUCGGCCAUCCCGGCGAGGCGAUCCAGCCCAUCUUCCCCUCAGCCGACUAUGGGAGCGGCGUGGCGGGCUUGGUGGGGACCAUGCAGGCGCUGUACGAGCGUGCACGCUCCGGGGGCGUGUUUGAUCUCGACGUGAGCCUGUGCUACUACAACCUGUGGGAGCUCUCUCUCGGGCUGUACGACGACGCGGUGUGGGAGCGUAUCCGCCCGUCCGCGCCCGUCCGGCACAACUGGGACGUGGUAAUGAUGCUUGGCGGGGUAGGGCCGUCGCUGCGCGCGCAGCGCCCGUCCCUCUUCACGCGAGACGACUUCUGGCAGGUGCUCCCUGCGCCGACCUACGGCCCGGAAGGGAAGGUGCGCAUCCUCCGGCCCGUCGUCAAGUUUGAGCAUCUCCCCGUCCUCGUGUCCAAGGGCCCGAGCCAGAACGGCGACGAUGCGGCAGCGUGGCCGGCGAGCAGCACAUGA